AUGAACGAGGACCCAGUUGUUUACAAGAACAUAUUAGAUGAGCCAUUACAUGGCUUGUAUAUCCCAACGGCAUUGUUUCUGGUCGGUACUGCCAUCAUGACUGCGCUUUCUGGUGAAUGGAGGAUCCUGCUGGCCUUGCCAGUGUUGGGUCUCCUAAUUGGUGCUAGAUUCUUUGCUGCUUUCAAGAGAAGACGCUCUCUAUACCCAGACAAGUGGACUUCCUUGGAGCUCGAAGACCAGACAUUGAUCUCUAGAAACACCGCGAUUUACAGAUUCAAGUUGAAGACCCCAUUAGAAACGAUCGACAUCCCAAGUGGACACCAUGUACAAGUCAGAGUGUUCAUUGAUGGUAAAGAAGAAGUCAGAAACUACAACCCAAUCAGCACGAGAUUCGAAAAGGGCCACAUUGAUUUGCUAGUGAAAUCAUACAAGGAUGGUAAAGUCUCUAAAUAUUUUGCCUCUAUGAAACCUGGUGAAACUGUUGACUUCCGUGGCCCUGUUGGCUCUUUGGUGUACAAGCCAAACACUUACAAGAACAUCGGUAUGGUAUGCGGUGGAUCAGGUAUCACGCCUGCUUUGCAGAUGCUAAACGAUAUUAUAACGGUUCCAGAAGAUCUGACUAAGCUAUCGCUAAUAUACUGCAAUGAAACUGAAAAGGACAUUUUGCUGAAAGAAGAAUUGGAUGAGAUGGCUGAAAAGUACCCCCACUUCAACGUUCACUACAUUGUCUCUCAACCAACCGGCCAAUGGGAAGGUGAAGUCGGUCAUAUUUCUAAAGAAACAAUGGUAAAACAUUUACCACACCCGGCCGAUGACAGCAGACUGCUGAUUUGUGGUCCUGAAGGAUUCACUCAGAAGGUUUUUGACCAAGCUAAGGAAAUAGGCUGGAAGAUGGACUACACGAAGACUAAAGGUGAUGAACAAGUUUUUGUGUUCUAA
Nakaseomyces glabratus is the source of this 939-nucleotide messenger RNA. It is a transcript of the gene PGA3, whose product is annotated as cytochrome-b5 reductase. The record is from RefSeq and is a predicted model, not a curated record. Gene Ontology annotation, molecular function: oxidoreductase activity. Lineage: Eukaryota; Fungi; Ascomycota; Saccharomycetes; Saccharomycetales; Saccharomycetaceae. Gene Ontology annotation, cellular component: endoplasmic reticulum; plasma membrane.